Messenger RNA from Neodiprion fabricii, 477 nucleotides. RefSeq lists its product as uncharacterized. The record is from RefSeq and is a predicted model, not a curated record. The transcript has 2 exons. NCBI's taxonomy places the organism in Eukaryota, Metazoa, Arthropoda, Insecta, Hymenoptera, Diprionidae. The coding region runs from base 1 to 477 and encodes 158 amino acids.
AUGUUUACCCUCUUAUUUCUGUAUUUCUCCACGAGCAAGGUUGACCGAGCUCUGUGCACCAUUGACAUCAAUCUUUCCGAGCUCGAAUAUCUAGCUGGACAUCUUGACCCCUCGGAAUGUCAACGUCUGGUAGCGGCACUUCAUUACAAUUCUUUCGAACUUCCAGAAAGUAUAUCAGGUGCCGAAAGAAAAGUGAACGAUGAUAUCCCCUGCCUUCGGCAACUUCUUCAUUGGAAUAGUUCUCCAGGCGAGGGUCGUGGGAAAACUCAUGAAGACGUCGAACACCGUCUGCGUCAGUUGAAACACAAUGACCUUGCCGAUUGGUUAGGAAAAACAACGUUCAAGCAGCUUCGGAAUGAUCUGGAUAGAGCAUUGCGCAAUCCGUUCAGUGACCAGGAGUCAGAAGAUACCGUCGACAUAAGAGUUGGAAGCAACGAUUCUACGUACAUUCCAUUCUUCCAUCUCUUUCCUAAUUAA